This is a messenger RNA of Ooceraea biroi (clonal raider ant), 12407 nucleotides long. RefSeq names its product hemolectin (gene Hml). The record is from RefSeq and is a predicted model, not a curated record. Gene Ontology annotation, molecular function: protein binding; chitin binding. NCBI's taxonomy places the organism in Eukaryota, Metazoa, Arthropoda, Insecta, Hymenoptera, Formicidae. Gene Ontology annotation, cellular component: extracellular region; extracellular matrix.
UAACAUCGAAUUUACUCUGUACAUAAAAUAUAUGUAUGAUAUUUGAUCCGUGGCCGUCUGACCCACAUAUUUCUUUCUCGUUUAUCAAGUACGACCUGAGUUUAUCGCUUAUCCGUUUCCUUCUAUAGGUGGAUAUAUAAAGGGGUCGCACUUUAAUUCGCAUUUUUUAAACGUGCUAUUUGGUCCAUGCAUUUCGUCGAGAACACAGUUGUAGAGCUUCUUUUUGGCAUGUGAAUGCAAAGUUGCAUUGCGCUGAUAACAUGGUGCUAUUACAGAUACUUGGACGUUCGUUCACACUGAUUAUCCUCGUAAGCCUAAUAAUCCCAGAGUAUGGAUAUUCGGAGAGUGCACAGGAAAUGAACGAGGAGGAAGAUAUAUUGAACAAUGCACCAGAUACACCAAUCGAAUCUAUCUAUGUUAAGAGUACAAAGGGUGGGAAACGCAUAUACGCGGGAGGUUGUACCCGUAGACCAGACGCACCAGUAAUGGGCAGAAUUAAAUGUUCUUUUAACAGUGGCUGUGUAGCAAGUUGUGCUCCAGAUUACAAGUUUCCGAAUGGCAUGCUUCAUUUAGCAGUCACCUGCGUGGAUAAACAAUGGCAUAUUGAAGGGACCGAAUGGAGCUCAAUACCACGUUGCGAACCAAUUUGCAUACCCGAGUGCCAGAAUAACGGAAUAUGCAUUGAACCUCAUCGUUGCGACUGCCCCGAACCUUUUUCUGGUCCGCAGUGCCAAUUUGAGAGGCCGUGUCUUAAUCAUCCGCCGCCAGUACUAAAUUCAUACCAAAAAUGCAAUUCGAAGAGAUGCAUCAUAACAUGCUUCAAACAUUUUGCUUUCCCCGAUGGCUCAACCAUCACUAACGUGGUCUGCAAAAACGGAAAUUGGCAGCCGACGAGAAGCGAAUGGGUAGCAGUUCCGAAUUGCGAACCUGUAUGCGAUCCUCCUUGUCAAAACGGUGGCAAUUGCCUGCCAAUGAAUCUAUGCCAAUGUCCACAAGAUUAUCGAGGGCCUCAGUGUCAAUACCUCGCAAACGCCUGUGACGCCGAGAAGCUACGCUUCAACGGUGGAUAUCAUUGCACCAGUGUCGGCGAUACGUAUUCCUGCACAUUAAAAUGCCCGGUGGGGGUGGAAUUUGAAUUUCCACCUGCCGAGAGUUACGUUUGCACGUACGACAGAGGUACCUUCGAACCGCAGCCGAUACCGCAGUGCAAAGUCGAUGACAACAUCAAGAUCAUUCCGUCUGGUACCUCCUACAAGACUCACGUCACGUCACGUCACGAAUCAAGUCAGUUCUGGUCAACGCACGAUACAAAGACGAAAUAUUCUCAUGAGAUUUAUGGCGGAUACUAUAACGUUCACGGCAGCAACGCAUCCUCGCAUUCGGUCUUGGAGGUAAGCCGGCCGAAGCCGAAGACAUGCUUCGUCUGGGGCAACACGCACUACAAGACCUUCGAUGACAGAGUCUACAGCUUCGACAGCGACUGCGCGCACACGUUACUCCGAGAAACGCAGGACAGCGUCUGCACGAUCGUGGCAUUAAACAGUCCGGGCUGCAGGACCGGAUUGAGUCGCUGUUUCAAGAUCGUGAAGUUAUACGUGCAGGACAAGGAGUACACGCUUACCAUCAAUGAAAUGACGGAUAUGCCGAUGUUUUCCAGCCGCAAACGAUUGUUGCCGAUACCGGUGUACCUGCCUGGACUGCGCGUCGACAAAUCUGCACACUUUAUCCUUGUCUCCCUGGACUCGUUGGGCGUGAAGCUGAAGUGGGACGGCCGGAUGCUACAGAUCGAAGUCUCCGAGAGCAUGUGGAAUAAAACGGCCGGUUUGUGCGGUACGAUGAACGACGAUCGGAACGAUGAAUUUUUAAUGAAGAGCGGAAAUCACGCUAGAAGCAUAUUGGCCAUGGCAAACUCCUGGCGCGUCGAUGAUCUCAAAGGUAAUACUGAUCACGAAAAAUACCGGUACGACCGUCAUUGUAACGAUUACGAUGUGUUUGAUUUUUUAGACACGUGCGACGAUCAUCCGAAUACGCAACACGCGUGCGAGUCGAGAGACGAGUUCGCCCAAGAUGCCUUUAAAUUCUGCACCAAACUGCUUUCCAGUUAUAAAUUCAAGACAUGUGCCCAAACGAUCAAUCUCGACGAGGUGAUCACAGCAUGCUUAUGGGAUUAUUGCGCGUGUGAAUACGAUGAUAAAAGAAAAUGCGCUUGUGACACUGUGGAUGUUUACAUCCGCCAGUGUGCUUAUAAGGGGAUUGCGCAGUCAACCGCAUGGAGAAGCAACGACACUUGUCCAAUUUCUUGCGACAGUGGACGCGUAUAUAUGACGUGCGGUCCAAAAGUAGAAACGUCCUGUACCUCUGGUGUUGAGACGAAGAGCUCUACCGAAUGUGAGGAAGGCUGUUUUUGUCCAGCGGGUACGUUGGAACACCAGGGUAAAUGUGUCUCUCCGGAAGAGUGCCCGUGCAAAUUAAGGGGCAAGCUGUUCCAGCCGGGCACGAGCGUGCCGAAGGGCUGUAACACUUGCACAUGCACCUCUGGCAAAUGGGUGUGCACACAAGUACAAUGCGCUGCUAGAUGCGCCGUUGUGGGCGAUCCGCAUUAUACCACGUUCGACGGUAAACACUACGAUUUCAUGGGAAAGUGCAAGUACUACUUGAUGAAGGGAGAAAAUUAUAUGAUUGAAAGUGAAAACGUCCCGUGUUCCGGAGCGAUAUCUGAGAGCAUGGGGUUUGUCGCCGUGGAUCCAUCGUGCACCAAAGCCGUUACGAUUAAUUUCAAGGAUACCUCCAUAAAAUUGAAACAGAAUCAUCAAAUUAUGUUAAACGGCGAUGAGGUAACAAAAUUCCCACUGCUAUUCAACGGUGCUCGAAUACGAAUUGCGAGCAGUAUUUUCGUGGUGGUUCACUUGCCAAAUUCUUUAGAAGUAUGGUGGGAUGGUGUGUCACGCAUUUAUAUUAAUGCUCCGGCUGAAUUUCAUGGCCAAACGAAAGGUCUUUGCGGCACAUUUACUAAGAAUCAAAAAGACGAUUUUGCAACACCCGACGGUGAUAUUGAACAUAUGACGAUCGCCUUUGCUAAUAAAUGGAAGACGAGUGAAUAUUGCGCUGAUGAGUCCAAGAAUGAAACAAAACACCCCUGUGAGCUAAGUCCUCAGAGGCGAGCGACCGCGGAGGAAUAUUGUUCCAAGAUACAUAGUGAUAUCUUCUCAGAUUGCCAUUGGUAUGUCGAUCCAACGGAAUUUCACCGAGACUGCAUGUACGAUAUGUGUGCAUGCGACACCGACAUAAAAUCGUGCCUUUGCCCGAUAUUAGCAGCAUACGCGACAGAUUGUGCAGCACUAGGUGUGAAGCUUCCGUGGCGUGCCGAGAUUGAGGAAUGUAAAGUUCAAUGUAGUGGCGGGCAAAUUUACGAAAUCUGUGGAAACAGUUGCACGAGAUCCUGCGCGGACAUAUCCUUGUAUCGAGACUGCAGACAUGAGUGCGUGGAAGGUUGCAAUUGUCCAGAGGGUCAAACACUAGACGUGAACGGCGAGUGCAUCCCGAUUGCUGAAUGUCCUUGCGUGCACGGGAAUCGUGAAUACACACCUAAUCAUCGAGAAGUUCGUCCGGGCAACAAAGGACAAGAAUUUUGCUCUUGCGUAGGUUGGUAUUCGAAACGCGCGUUCACCGGUUACGUCUCACGUGAUAUUCCGCAAUGCAAAAUUCUAUUCUCCAUUUCAGGCGGCGUGUGGGAAUGCCGAUUGGCAACGCUGGACGAGAUUCGGGAAUAUCCACCGGUCAAGGAGCUACUGUCUGUCUGCCUCGCCAGCAAGCAUUUGGCAGUAACGGAUUGCGAGCCAGUCGAGCAAAGAACUUGCGGCAAUAUGCACGUACGUAACGAACAGACACCAUCGGUGUGUAUAUCCGGCUGUAUCUGCAAAUCUGGAUACGUGUUGGAUAUGCCGAAUGGUGUGUGCAUUAAGGAGAGAGACUGCCCUUGUCAUCAUGGUGGAAGAAGCUACAAGGAGGGUUCGGUUAUACAGCAAGAAUGUAACACGUGCACAUGUAAAGACACCAGGUGGAAGUGCACAGAUAGAAUUUGCACAGGUGUCUGUUCUGUAUGGGGCGAUUCACAUUAUAAAACAUUCGACAGUAAGAUGUUUGAUUUCCAAGGUAUAUGCAACUACGUUCUGGUAAAGGGCACAUUAACCAAGGAGGAGUGUUUCGAUGUUUCGAUCCAAAACGUACCUUGCGGCACGAAUGGAGUCGCGUGUUCAAAAUCAAUCAAACUUACAAUCGGUAGUGGUGAGCAACAGGAAGAACUCGUUUUGACGAAGGGAAAGGAGUUACCGAAGGGUCCCUUUAAAAGAAUGACGAUAAGAACCGCUGGUCUUUUCGUGUUUGUUGACGUGCCGGACUUGGAACUGAUAUUGCAGUGGGAUAAGGGUACUAGAGUUUACGUGAGAUUAAGUCCACAAUGGAAAAGUCGUACAAUGGGUUUAUGUGGCGAUUAUAACGACAACGGUGAGGAUGACUUCAAGACACCGUCUGGCGGAAUAUCCGAGGCCUCCGUCAACCUAUUUGGGGAUUCCUGGAAGAAGGACAUGUUCUGUCCCGAGCCAAAGGAUGUAUUGGAUGCCUGCGAGCAGCAUCCAGAACGUAAAUUGUGGUCGCUGCAGAAGUGCAACGUGCUGAAGUCACCGCUGUUCUCGCUGUGUCACUCGGAAGUGGAAGUCGAGCCGUACUUGCACAACUGUAUCUUCGAUACUUGCAGCUGCGACGCUGGCGGCGAUUGCGAGUGCCUGUGUACGGCGUUAGCCGCGUACGCACAUGAGUGCAACGCGCGAGGCGUCCCCGUGAAAUGGCGUACGCAAGAACUCUGUCCGUUGCAGUGCGACGAGAGAUGCAGCACGUAUUCGCCUUGCGUCUCAACCUGCCCGCACGAGACGUGCGACAAUCUGAUGACCGUGAAACACGGCACACAUCUAUGCGCGGAGGAUACGUGCGUGGAGGGUUGUCAGUUCAAGCCAUGCCCCGAGGGUCAAGUCUACUGGAAUGCUAGUUACACAGAGUGCACACCCAAAUCAACAUGCACGAAGCCGUUCUGCAUCGAGGUCGAGGGAGUGACGUAUUACGAGGGCGAUCGAGUCAGCGGUGACGACUGUCAAACUUGUUUCUGCAGUCGCGGCAAGCUGACUUGUAAGGGAGAACCGUGCACCAGUAUUGCUACCAGCGCUACUACUGCCAGUUCUACUACGGUUAAUACUGCUACCGUACCCUUGGAGGAGGCUCAGAAAUGUGUAAACGGUUGGUCAGCAUGGAUCAACAAGUAUCCAGCAGUGAAAGGUAAAAAGUUCAUGGACGUGGAGCCAUUACCCACUUCAUUGGAUCUUGCCAAUACGGACGGACUCGCGAUUUGCAAUCAGAAAGAAAUGAUCGACAUAAGAUGCAGAUCCGUGCACGAGCACUUGAGUCCGAAGGAGACCGGAUUGGACGUGGAAUGCAGCCUAGAGCGUGGCUUGUAUUGUCAGUCGCAUCCGAAUCUUCCUUGCCUUGACUUUGAAAUCAGUGUAUUGUGCCGUUGUGCCGAGCUGGUCAUUGAAAGUACGACAACGGAAGUCAAUAGAAUCAGUCCGGGAACUCCAAAGGACAAAUGUGAUAUGGCGCGACCGACUUUAUCGCAUCCGACCAACUGCCAACUAUUCUACCAGUGCAUCCCCACACUGACGGGACACGAACUGGUAGAGAAGUCAUGCGGCCCCGGCACCUUGUACAAUCCAGCAAUUCAAGCGUGUGACUGGCCAACAGUAGUUCUGCAGAUACGACCGGAGUGCUCAGUCACGUCCGGACAAACUACGCAAACCGAUACCGAGUGGAGCAGCAGCGAUAAACAUGAGAACACGCUGAUAACGUCGGAGGAGAAAACGGUAUCCACGACGAAGGUGUGCAAGGAUGGCGAGACGUGGAGCGAAUGCGCGAUUCAGUGCACCAAGACAUGUCAAUACUAUCGUUAUAUUCUGAGAACGCAAGGCCACUGCAGCGAUGACAAUAAUUGCAUCGCCGGAUGCGUCUCGAUCGACCGACCAGUGUGUCCCCCGCAUAGAUUCUGGAGAGAUGAUACUACCUGUGUAGAGGCAAACGAUUGUCCUUGUAAGUCUCACGACGGAGGCUCGGUCGCACCUGGAGCUGUCAGGAAGGAAUCCGAUUGCGAGAUCUGCCAGUGCAUUAAUAAUUAUUACACCUGCGAUUCAACUUCCUGUGAGGUCUCAACCCAUGAACCGCUAAUAACCGUCACCACGCACCCGCCGCUCUCUUCGAAAAGCACUCUGAGAACAACAACCACUUCGCAUAUUGAUGAGCAUACAACGAUCCUUUUGCAUAGCACGAUCACUCCACCUGGGAAGUGCGACGAAGCGAACUACGUACCGUUGAUACGAAAUCUGCGGCAGGAACUCAUUGUCCGCGCUAGCAGCAGUAAAGAUCCUAUAUUACGACCUGAGGAUCUACUAGUGCGCACAGCAGGAAGUUCAGUACCCGGAAAAUUCUGGGAAUCCGAGGUAAACGAUGCGAACCAAUGGCUCGAUGUGGAAUUCCUUAUAGCCGAACCGAUAUACGGUAUAAUUUUACAAGGCAGCGUCACUGAAGACAAAUUUGUAACUAGUUACAAGAUACUGUUCUCGGAGAAUGGUCACACAUUCUCAUACGUACUCGAUCAAAAGGGGCAACCACGCAUAUUCAGAGGAUCCGUUGACAAAAUCCAGCCCGUGGAGCAAAGGUUUUACCAACCCAUUGAGGCAAAAAUCGUUCGUAUCAAUCCGCUCACGUGGCACAAUGGAAUCGCGAUGAAAGUGGAGAUACUGGGUUGUCAAGGUCACGUAAUGACAACGACCGAACGAUCGACGUUAGAAACAACGAUCUCCGAAAAAGUCACAAGGCCGGUGUGUGAGGAUUCGAUGGGACUGGACAACGGAUUGAUGGCCAUCAAACAAGUCUCAGUGUCGAGCUCGCCGCAACUGAUUAAAAAUCUCCCAUUAUCCUCAGAAGGUGUGUGGCGUCCCACUUUGGACAAUCCACAUCAGUACGUGCAGUUCGAUUUCUUAGAGGCUCGAAAUUUGACUGGAAUCACGACCAAAGGAGGUGACGGCGCUUGGACAACCGCUUACAAAAUAUAUUACAGCAAUGACGGACGCUAUUGGAAUCCAGUUGUUGAUGAGCACGGCGGUGAAAGAGAAUUUCUCGGCAAUUUCAACGCGGAAAGCGAAAAAACAAGUUUUUUCGAGCGACCGUUGCACGCGAGGUACCUGAGGGUGCAACCCGUCAAGUGGCACGCUUAUAUCGCAUUGAAGAUCGAAAUCCUUGGCUGUUAUCUAGCAUAUCCAACGACAUCAUCAAAAAUAUCUGCACCCGAAUCGACGACAACGCUAUUUGAACGAGAGUGCAACGUAUGCGAUGGAAUCAGCCAGACGUUGAACAACGAAGGUUGCAGAUGUAAAGAUCCUUAUUGGUGGGACGGAGAGUCGUGUGUACCGAAGCAGGAGUGCCCCUGCAUGGUCGGACACAUCCCUUACGCAAUAGGCAGUAUGUACGAGACAGAAGAUUGCCAGGAGUGCAUGUGCACCCUAGGUGGAACAGCCGCGUGUCAACGGAAGCAGUGCGAACCGUGCCAAGAACCAGGAUUGCAAUCGGUCGUCGGCAAAUUAUGCGCUUGCUUGUGCAAACCAUGCCCGCAAGGUACUAAGCUCUGUCCCACGAGCAACGUGUGCGUGAAUGAAACCGCAUGGUGUGAUGGCGUUCAGGACUGCCCGGAUGAUGAGAGAGAUUGCCCAGAGAUCAUUGUUACAACGCCUAUGAUCGUGACAGAGCAUAAAGAAGUGAUGAGUACACUUGAAAGCCAGAAAGUCACGACUCCCAGCACUAAUCAAAUUAAUCCGCCAAUAUGCGAGAAACCAUUUUGUCUGGAUGGUUACAGGAUAGUCUUCACGCAUCUGCCUAGACCCAAUAAGUCGCAUCACAAUAACGAUCAAACAUAUGUGAAAUCUAAAGGUGGCAGAGAUAACACGAAGACGAAAGGACGUGGGAAGUUCCACGCUCACCCGAGUAAAAACCAAAAUUCUCAAUCAAUGGAAGACGUCGAUUGUCCGGAAUAUAUCUGCGAGCCUGAUAAAAAGCUACCUUUACUCGAGGGAAGGGAGUCCUGGGAAGAGUGUCCAAAGGCAUCGUGCCCACCGCAUUAUGAAGUAGUGUACGAAAAAGCGAAAAUGUAUAGUAGAAACAAAUGCCCCAAGUACAUGUGCCGACCGUUGACAUCACCGCAGGCAAUUUGCAACAUCACGGAGAGAACAUUCAAUACAUUCGACAACAUAGAAUACAAAUACGAUAUCUGCAAUCACAUUCUAGCCCGGAACAUGUAUAAUAACGAAUGGUACAUCAUACUGGAAAAGCACUGCCACAAGACACACGACCAACGGCAUCAGCAACAACAACAUUGCGUUCGAAACCUGGUGAUAGUAUUGAACAAGCGCGUGGUCGUGCUCUAUCCGAAUUUGCACAUAGACAUAGACGAACACACGUUCUCGGCCACGCAGAUUGCGCGGCUUGGAAGCCGAUUUCCCGAUUUUGAACUUUCGCGUAUGAGUAAUAACAUUAUUUUUAUUUCACAUCACUACGGCUUUUGGGUAAUCUGGGAUUCGAAUAGCAACGUGAAAAUUGGCGUCACGACGAAAUUAAUGGGUCGCGUGGACGGUCUGUGCGGAUACUUUGAUGGUGAUGCUACGAAUGAUCGUCGAACACCCGAUGGAACGCAAGUGAGGAGUACCGUUCAAUUCGGAAAUAGCUGGGCGAUGGAAGAUACACCGGAAUGCGAUCAGCAUGUGUGUCCGCGUGAUAUCCAGCAGCAAGCCUGGACAAUCUGCAACUCUGUGAAGAGUCCGAUGCUGUUGGAUGCGUGCUCCGAGAUUAUUUACAUUGACAGGUUCAUAUCUCGCUGUGUGGAAAGUAUGUGCUCUUGCCUACAUGCUUCCAACACCUCCUACGAGGACUGCCGGUGUCGCCUGUUAACGAGCUUUGUUGGCGAAUGCGAGGCCGCUCGUACCAAUAUCGACCAGCUAUCGAAUUGGAGAACCGUUCACGAUUGUCCUGCGAGCUGUCCUCAACCAUUCGUCCAUCAGGAUUGCUUCCGUAGCAAAUGCGAGAUCACUUGCGACAAUCUGCACGAGGUGGAACCGUGUCCACCGAUGCAGGGCAUGUGCUUCCCCGGCUGCUUCUGCCCGAGUGGCUUAGUUCGUCGAAACAACGAAUGUGUGCCACCCACGCAAUGUCGAAAUUGUAUAUGCGAUGGUCUUGGCAAUGCCAAGUUCAUCAACUUUGGUCGCAGAGACUUCAGGUUCGCCGGCAACUGCACGUACCUGCUAUCGGGGAAUAUCGCAAGGAAUGUGAAGAACAGAGACGAAGCUCGUGCAUAUCAAAUUUUAAUCACCAAUGAAGACUGUGAUAUUGGCACGUGCACGGAAGCCAUCACGCUGCUUUACAAGAAGCAUGUGGUGCAGAUAAGACGUGCAAAACCGUCAAGGGAACUACGAGUAUCGAUCGAUGAUUCCGAGGUGGAGAUAUUCCCGCACAACUACACGUGGAUUGUGCUGGAUCGGACAUCUGCUGGCGAUGUAACUCUGUUGAUACCGUCUAUUCAAUUGGAACUUGUCACCUUCCCACAGAACUUUGCAUUCACCUUAAAACUACCCUCGCACAUCUUCGGCGACACUACUGAAGGUCUAUGCGGCAGCUGUAACGUCGAUGCCGGAGCUGGUUUCGAGAAACGUGACGGAGAUAUCACCGAUGACGCCGAGGAAUUCGGUAGAUCCUGGUUAGUCGAGGAUCUCGCGGUAGAGUUGGGUCUGAAGAAUCAGACGUGCUCAAGUAAUCAUCAACUUCAAUGUACGCCUCCUCCAGCGGACCAAGAUAUCUGCAACAAGCUUUUGGAUUUAGCGACUUUCAGACAGUGUCACAGCAUCGUCGAUCCGAAACCGUAUCUAGAUUGCUGUCACGAUGCAUUGUGCACCGACGAAAACUACUGCGAUAGUUUAGAGAUAUACGCAAGAAAAUGCUCGGAAGCUGGUCUGUGUCUAACUUGGAGAACUGACGAAAUCUGUCCGUACAAAUGUCCUGAAGGUUUAAUACAUUAUCCGUGCCAUUCCAAUUGCAAAGAAACGUGUGACACUUUGAACGAGACAGAGGAUCCAAACUGCGAAUCUAAUCUUGUCGAAGGAUGUUUCUGUCCAGAAGAUUACGUAUUCUACAAUGAUUCUUGCAUACCAAAGAAGAACUGCCUUGUCUGCGACAAGGACGGUCACGUGGAAGGAGAUAUCUGGCAUCCGGAUAAAUGUACCGAAUGUAGCUGCAACGGUGGAAUCGUGAAUUGUCAGAAAACAGAAUGUCCCGUAUUGGACACGAUCUGUGAGGAGAACAUGACACCCGUGCUCAUAAACGGGACCGAGGAAAAAUGUUGCGCCAAAUACUUGUGUGUUCCAAAACCGACAGCGCCCACAAUAUGCGUUGAGCCACAGGAACUGGAAUGCGGCUUCGGCCAAAUGAUGAAGGCGAUCACCGAUGCUGAUGGAUGUCACAAGUUUAUAUGUCAAUGCUUGCCUAUAAGCGAAUGCCCUACUUUCAACGAGCUUACUAACGAAAUUGAGCAAUUGGAACCUGGUUUUGUACAAGUGAUGAAUACAUCUGGCUGUUGCCCGCGACCGACUAAAAUAUGUGAUCCGAAAACUUGUCCUCCUACCCCAGACUGUCCGGAUUACUACAAUGUUACUGCAAAUAUACAUGCAGACGAUUGUUGUCCCACUUACGAAUGUGUGCCUCCAAAGGAUAUCUGCCUUUAUAUAAAUAGUGAAGAUCAAAACAACCAACGUGUAAUGGCAAAACAAAUCGGAGAAGAAUGGAAGGAUGGUAAAUGCAAAACGUGCGUAUGCGAGAAUUCAUAUGAUGGUCCGAAAUUAAACUGUUUAAUCACGGAAUGUCCAAAUAUGUAUGAACAUUCUGAUGUGAACGACUAUGUAUUGGAAGAGAUACUGUUGGAUGAUAAAUGCUGCCCAACCUUUGAACGUACUGCCUGCAAAGAUGGAAACAAAACAUACAAUGUUGGCGAAAUUUGGAAGCCUAACACUGAAGACGCUUGCGUUACAAUGCAGUGCGAUAAACAUUCUGGUGAUGUACAGAAACAAAUUAAAGUACAGGAAUGCAAUACGAUCUGCGAUUAUGGCUACGAGUAUCGAGCGUCAAAUAACGGGAGCGUUAAUUGUUGCGGAACGUGCGUCCAAUUUGCAUGCAUUGUCGAAGGCGUACUUAAGAAUAUAGGAGAGCGAUGGUACUCGGACGAUCAUUGUGUGACGUACUCAUGCGAAUCCGCGAACGGAAGUGUAUAUGUACAAGCGAAUACCGAAACCUGCCCUGAAAUCGAUCGACAAUUGGAAUUGGAGUUUGAAAUUGAAGAACGCAAAAUUCCGGGUAAAUGUUGCCCAGAGUUUGUGAAAACAGCUUGCCGAAGCGAUGAAAAGCUGUACAAGUCUGGAGAGAAGUGGAAAUCUCUCAAGGACAAUUGCAUCACGGAGACAUGUGUGAUCGGUCCGAAUAUAACGAAACACAAAGAAGAAGUUGAAGUGUGUUCAAAGCAGUGUGCUCAAGGUUGGUCAUAUCAAGAACCAAAAGAUGGUACGUGCUGUGGCGAAUGCGAGCAAGAAUUUUGCGUAUUCGAGGAUACUUUGUAUCCACCUGAUACGACAUGGUCGUCCAGUGACAAUUGCACCACUUACACAUGCUUAAGACAGGACAAACAGCUGUCUCUCGCUGUGAGUCCAGUUGCUUGCCCUGACAUAACAGAUUGUCCUGAUGCAUCGAUUUAUUACGAUCAAUGCUGUAACCGAUGUAACCUGACCAGCCUUAACAGGCCAUCUCUAAAAAAAACCGAGUGCAAGAUAAUUGCCGUGAAUGCGAUCACUACAUUGGGUAUGCUAGUUGUGAACCAUCCAUUGCACGGAAGAUGUAAGAAUCUGGACGUUAUCGAAAAUGUUAAGGAAUGCCAAGGAACAUGUGAAUCUUCAACUUUCUUCGAUAAUGGAAGCUGGAAUCAACUCAGUGAUUGCCAAUGUUGCCAAGUAGAGAAGUAUGAUAGUAUUAUUGUCAGCUUAACGUGCGAAGAUGGCAGAAAUUUGAAAAAACUACUGAAAACGCCAAGUUCCUGUUCCUGCCAAAGCUGUGCUUCAUCGGACAAAAAUGAAUAUAAGAAAACGAAGACCAAAAGUUAAUUCAUGAAUGAUGACUCUCGAUGAUUUACGCGAUUUUUAUGUAUCAACGCUAGACUAGAUGAAACGAAUACAAGAUUUAUAAUGAUGUAUCAUAAUCACACGUUUCAAAUAAAAAUUUUUAUUAUA